AUGUCCUCAUCGCACCAUCAUUCCGCGCGCGCUACGCUGCGAGCCCGCUGGCACGGCGGCGCGCACAAGGCGGGAUACGGAAUCCGCGCGGCGCACGUCAUCCAGGCGUGCGCCUUCGCGAUAGUCACGCUCUGGCUCUGCUACCAUUGGUCGCACGCCCCCCGCCGCCAGCCCCCACACGACGCGGACCCGGCGGCGGUGAGCGCGGGGAGGCUGCAGGUUCGGGGGCUCGUUGUGGAGCGGCCCAAACCUAAAGACGUGGCUCGGCGGAAGAGCCGCAGCGUGAUCUCCCUGGAGGGCCCCGGCGACCGCGACCUGCUGCCGGGGGACGGCGCGCUGGCGGACGCGGAGGGCGCGCGCGGCGGAGGGGCGGCCCUGGCGGGGGGGGAUAUCGUGCGGCGCAUCGUGGCGAAGGCGGGCAUGGCGCAGGCGGCGGGCGUGAAGCUGAAGGACCUGGUGGAGGCGAAGGCGCAGGGCGGGGGGAACCUGCUGGGGGAGUUCGGGGGGGAGGCGGAGGAGGAGGGGGAGCGGAAGUGGGAGGAGGAGGGGGAGAUGGAGGAGCGCGCGCUGGUGGACCUCAAGGGCGGCGGGCGCGAGGCGAAGGUGGUGCAGCGCGCGCUGGACGAGACGCGCGCCGUGGAGGGCGACGGCACGGGGGAGGGGGGCGCGGAGGGGGAGGGCGAGCGCGAGGGCGCUGCGUCGUCGGCGCUGGAGGUGGCGGAGGACGCGGAGGUGGGCGCGGGGAGGGGGGGCGCGGAGGAGAGAGGGGCGGAGGGCGGGAGGGAACAGCAGGCGGGGCGGGGGGAGAGACAGGGUGGAGGGGGGAGCGGGAAGUUGUUUAAGGCGGAAGGGAGAGGGGAAGAAGCAGCGGAGACGGAAGGGGAAGAGCGGGGAGGGGAGGCGGGGCAGCAGGGACGGGGAGAGGAGGAGGAUGAAGAAAGGGGUGAGGAGGAUGGGGCAGCAGAGGGCGGUAGCACCAGCACCAGCGGCGGCGGCGGCGGCGCAAGGGAGGGGCAGCAGGGGGUGGGCAACAGCAGCAGCGUGAGCCACCCAGUGCUGCUGGCGGGCACGCGGCGCAUGGCAGUGCGCCUGCACGCCCCCUCUGCUCGCCUGCUGCUCGCCUUCUCCCCCUCCCGCGUUGCCAUGCCCGCCCACCCGCCCACCCGCCUCACCGCCGUGCCACCCCUGCUGCUGCCGCUGCUGCCGCCCGUGCUGCAGGGCCGCCCGCUGUCAGCCUUCCAGGCGGAGGGCGCUGCUGCUGCUGCUGGUGCUGCUGCUGGUGCUGGUGGUAGUGGUGGUUGGACGGGAGUGGGGAAGGGCAGCACGCAGGGUGUGACGUGGCGGGGGCACGUGCGAGUGGGCAGAGGGGACGGUGGGGCUGCGGAGGAGAGGGUGGAGAGCGACGGGGAGAGGGAAGGGGGCGAGGAGGUGGAGGUGCGGGUGGGAGUGAGUGCGGAGGUGCUGAGUGCACGCGCCAUCGCUGUCACGUGGACCGUGGCGCCCAACCUCCACUCCACGCCUCUGUGUGCACUUCUACCUGUCCGCGCACCACGUGGUCACACUUCGUCUCCCCCCUCUCCAUCCCCCCCUGCCCUCCCGUACGCCCACCACCCCUGCCCGUGCAUUCCAUCACCCCUGCCCGUGCAUGCCACCAACAUGCGCCAGCCAGCAGCAGCACGGCGUGCACAGCGCCCCUUUGAAGCGCCGCUGCACCUGGAGCUGAAGAUCCAGGACAGCCCUGUUGGAUGGUACGGUGGUGGAGAGCGGUUCAACGCGGUGAACCAGAAGGGAAGUGUGCUGCCCAUGGCCAGCCGAGACACACCCUCAGGCAACCAGGCGGAGCGCACGUACAAGGCGGUGCCGUUCGUGAUGAGCACGUCGGGGUGGGGCGUGUGGGUGGACUCGCACGCCCAGGGCUCCUUCCUGCUCAACCACGCCUCCCACCCCCACCACAUGGUGCUGCGCUACCCGGUCUUCACGUCGCUGCGCCUGGUGUUCAUGGCGGGCCCGCGCCUGCUGGACGUGCUCGCACUCUUCUCGCGCCUCUCCUCCUCGCGCCCCAUCCCUCCACCCCUCUGGGCCUUUGCGCCCUGGAAGGGCUGCGACAUGCACCGCAGCAGCCAGGAGGUAUUGGAAGAUGCGGAGAAGCUGCGGCAGCAUGGCAUACCGGGGUCGGUGAUACUGAUGGACAGCCCGUGGCAGACGGCAUACAACGACUUCGCCAUCAACCACCUCCACUUCACCCACCCCCACACGCUCUUCUCCAACCUGCAUGCCCUCGGCUUCCGGGUGGUGUUUGGGGCGACGCCGUUCGUGAGCGAGGUGAACGGCGUGAGCGAGGUGAACCGCGUGGACAUGCCGGGCAUCACGGCUGCCACCGCGCCCAACUUCCACGAGGCAGCGCGCCGCGCCUUGCUGGUGCGCAACGCCACGGGGCACCCGCAGGUGGUGCGCUGGUGGAAGGGGCGCGGGGCGUGCGUGGAUUUCACCAGCGCAGAGGCGGAGCGGUGGUGGCGCGGGCAGAUGGGGCGCAUGCUGCAGUGGGAGGAGGUGUUUGGCGGGGUGAAGGCGGACGACGGCGAGGGCGGGUACUUUGAGCCGGGUGCCGUGUUCCAUGACGGCACCCCGCUCCCCCUCAUGCGCAACAAAUACGUGCAGCUGUACCUGGGCAGCAUGCAGCGCUUCAUCAACGACAGCGUGGGGCCCACCCAGGGCGUUGUGCUCGCCCGCUCUGCCUUCACUGGCACUGCCAGCUCAUUCGUGUGGGCGGGCGACAACAGGGCAUCCUUCUCGCGGUCGGACGGGCUGCCAUCGGUGGUGGUGGCGGGGCAGACAGCGGCGCUGUCAGCGUUGUACCUGUGGGGCAGCGGCAUGGCGGGCUGUGUGGGCAAGCCCAUCCCGCGUAACGUCUUCAUCCGCUCCACGCAGUUCGGCGCGCUGUCCCCGUUGAUGCAUCAGUUCGGGCAGGCCAACAACGGCCCGUGGGACUACGACGCGCUCACGCUGCGCAUCUACCGCCGCUUUGCCCGCCUGCACACCGCCCUCGCGCCCUACCUGCUGCGCGCCGCCCGCCUGGCAAGCACGGAGGGGCGGCCCGUGAUGUGCCCCAUGGCGCUGUGUGCGCAGGGGGAUGAGGCGGCGGAGCGCGGGCGGUGGGAGGGGCAGUACCUGCUGGGGGGCGACCUGCUGGUGGCAACCGUCGUCAAUGAGACUGACCAUGUGCAG
Messenger RNA from Closterium sp. Naga37s-1, 3225 nucleotides. Lineage: Eukaryota; Viridiplantae; Streptophyta; Zygnematophyceae; Desmidiales; Closteriaceae. The record is from the annotation of a GenBank genome assembly.